CAAUAGGAGCGCGCGCAGCGGGCCGGCGGUCGGGCCGCGGGAGCUGAAAACCCGGCGCGGCGCCCGGGGAGCAGGCUCGGGGCGCACCGCGAACCCGUCCUCCGAGCGCGCGAGUCCGACGCGCCAUCCGCGGGCCCCGAGCGCGCGCCCCGUCCCUCCGGCUCAGCCGGCGCGAAGCCGCCAGACCCAUGGCCCCCGAGACGCCGGCCCCGGCCCCGGCCCCGGCCCCGCGCUACUUCACCUGGGACGAGGUGGCGCAGCGCUGCGGGCGCGGCCAGGAGCGGUGGCUGGUGAUCGAUCGGAAGGUGUACAACGUCAGCGAGUUCGUCCGCCGGCACCCCGGAGGCUCCCGGGUGAUGAGCCACUACGCGGGGCAGGAUGCCACGGACCCCUUUGUGGCAUUCCACAUCAACAAGGGCCUGGUGAGGAAGUACAUGAACUCGCUCCUGAUUGGAGAGCUGGCUCCGGAGCAGCCCAGCUUCGAGCCCACGAAGAAUAAAGAGCUGACCGAUGAGUUUCGGGAGCUGCGGGCGGCCGUGGAGCAGAUGGGGCUCAUGAAGGCCAACCACGCCUUCUUCCUGCUGUACCUGCUGCACAUCCUGCUGAUGGACGCGGCCGCCUGGCUCACGCUGUGGGCCUUUGGGACGUCCUUCGUGCCCUUCGUGCUCAGUGCGGUGCUGCUCAGUGCAGUGCAGGCCCAGGCUGGCUGGCUGCAGCACGACUUCGGGCACCUGUCUGUCUUCGGCACCUCUAGGUGGAACCACCUGCUACAUCAUUUCGUGAUCGGCCACCUGAAGGGGGCCCCCGCCAGUUGGUGGAACCACAUGCACUUCCAGCACCACGCCAAGCCCAACUGCUUCCGCAAAGACCCAGACAUCAACAUGCACCCCUUCUUCUUCGCCCUGGGGAAGAUCCUCUCUGUGGAGCUUGGGAAACAGAAGAAAAAGUACAUGCCGUACAACCACCAGCACAAGUACUUCUUCCUGAUCGGGCCCCCGGCCUUGCUGCCUCUCUACUUCCAGUGGUACAUCUUCUACUUCGUUGUCCAGCGGAAGAAGUGGGUGGACCUGGCCUGGAUGAUCACGUUCUACGUCCGCAUCGCCCUCACUUACAUGCCGUUGCUGGGGGUGCAGGGCCUCCUGGGCCUUUUCUUCGUGGUCAGGUUCCUGGAAAGCAACUGGUUUGUGUGGGUGACACAGAUGAACCAUAUCCCCAUGCACAUUGACCACGACCAGAACAGGGACUGGGUCUCCACCCAGCUCCAGGCAACGUGCAACGUGCACAAGUCGGCCUUCAAUGACUGGUUCAGUGGGCACCUCAACUUCCAGAUUGAACACCACCUUUUCCCCACGAUGCCACGACACAAUUACCACAAAGUGGCUCCCCUGGUGCGCUCCCUGUGUGCCAAGCACGGCAUCGAGUACCAGUCCAAGCCCCUGCUCACGGCCUUCGCGGACAUUGUUCACUCCCUGAAGGAAUCGGGGCAGCUCUGGCUGGAUGCCUACCUUCACCAGUAACAGCAGCCCCCCUCCCGGAAGAGGAGCCUCCGGAGCCAGCGCAGAAGGAAGCCCCAGGGACAGGCCACUACAACCCUAACAUCCAGAGGGGGGCGGUUUGAGGAGAUCCAGGCUUGGGUUCAAACCCCUCCCCUUGACCUUCUAGGCAGAUUUAGGACCCAGAGAGGGAGGGGAACAUGCCAGCCCCUGGAGGAAGGGGUGGCGCUCUUAGGGCAGGGAUGAGUUUGUUUCUUUUUUCUAGUGUCAGAUGUAGGUGGUUGGUGAGCAAGAGGGAGUCGGGAAGGUGUGAGAAUAGGGAGGACCAACUGAGCCCAGAAAUCAGGAAGUUUAGCAGUAAAAUUCCACCCAGAAAGGGGUGAGCUCAUCUUCCUGGUCCACUUCACCCUCCUUUGCAAACCUGAGGUCCGCAGGGUGGAGGGAGGGGGAGCAGCUGCACCUUUGGAGCCAGACUUAGGAAGCAUCAGUGCUUAGAACUGGAGGCCAGCCUCAGUCU
Messenger RNA from Myotis daubentonii (Daubenton's bat), 2010 nucleotides. It is a transcript of the gene FADS1, whose product is annotated as fatty acid desaturase 1. The record is from RefSeq and is a predicted model, not a curated record. Gene Ontology annotation, biological process: lipid metabolic process. Gene Ontology annotation, molecular function: heme binding; oxidoreductase activity, acting on paired donors, with oxidation of a pair of donors resulting in the reduction of molecular oxygen to two molecules of water. NCBI's taxonomy places the organism in Eukaryota, Metazoa, Chordata, Mammalia, Chiroptera, Vespertilionidae. Gene Ontology annotation, cellular component: membrane.